ACAAAACACACAUCAAUGAUAAUUGUCACGGUUUCAGACAUUUCUCUAUAACAGCAUAUUGUAUGCAAUGAAUGAAUCAUUGAUUGCAAACAACUGUUGAAUAAGAGUAUUUUGUUUCAAAGUUUUAUUUAACAAAAUUUCCAUUAGAGAUAAAAACGGGACACAAAUGGCCGCCAUUUCGGACAAACAGCUGUCGGACAGCGAAAAGAUUGAAAUAAUAACCCGGUUUAUACUUCACGCGCCGCCCGGAGAGUUCAGAGAUGUGGUCAACGAUGUGCGCCAACUCUUGAACGAUGACCAGCUAUUGAAAGAAAAGGCAUCAAGCGUUUUCUCGCAACACAUUAAAGACCAAUUGACUCCCGUUUCCGUUCAAACCGUUCAAAAUAAGACUUUGCUCACAGAACACAAUGAGUUGGAAAGCGAUCGUUAUUUCGAUCCCAGAAGUCAAUUGUCAUUCAAAUACGACAACUUGAAGGAAACGGUGAGUGAAUACCAUCCGUGGACUCCCGACCCCAUCAGCGAGGGCUGGAGGUCGGCGUUGGACGACGUGUGGAGCAAAUACUGCGCCGAUCGCUAUCCCAAUGGUGUGAGCGCUGUGUUUGGGUUCAGCAGAAACGGAAACAUCUCUUUAACCGCUUGUAUUGAAUGUCACACUUUUCAACAGAAGAACUUU
Medioppia subpectinata is the source of this 673-nucleotide messenger RNA. NCBI's taxonomy places the organism in Eukaryota, Metazoa, Arthropoda, Arachnida, Sarcoptiformes, Oppiidae. The record is from the annotation of a GenBank genome assembly.